Molecule: messenger RNA, 778 nt
Organism: Cryptotermes secundus
Lineage: Eukaryota; Metazoa; Arthropoda; Insecta; Blattodea; Kalotermitidae
Gene: Obp57c
Product: general odorant-binding protein 84a
Exons: 7
Coding region: 65-490 (141 amino acids)
Biological process (GO): sensory perception of smell
Molecular function (GO): odorant binding
Source: RefSeq, a predicted model, not a curated record
GUUAUUGUAUUACAGUAGACUGGACACUGUCUCGUACCGUAUUUGAGUUAUCGCAGGCUGAUACAUGACACACAGGAAACGUUCAGCACAUAACAACGAGGCAUUUGCAAGCGGAUACGAUAGCGUGCUUACCGACAUACGCAACCAAUGCAACGAGACUUUCCCUAUCUCAGACGAAUAUGAUGUCCGUUUAUUGAAUUUCGGGAGUUUCCCGGACGAAUCAGACAAAACUCCGAUGUGCUUCAUUCAUUGUUUUAUGGACAAAGGAGGAAUGAUUGAUACCGACGGCACAUUUCAACAAAAAAUAUUGGUUGAGAAACUUCAAGGAUUCCCGAACGAUACUAUAAUCCCAGACCUGGGGGAAAUUAUGGAUCAUUGCGUCACAAGAAAUGGAGAACAGGCCGAUUUGUGCGAGAGAGCAUAUAAUUUCGCAAAAUGCCUUAUAAUUGAGGAAAUACAACGACAUGAGGAAACUGGAAAGGAAGAGUGAAGUGUGGGCCAACAACCUGGUCCACUUUUACCAUUGGCAUUUGGAAGAUAGACACUGUUAAAGCACCAACGGAAACAAUCUUGCGUAAAGCGGCUAUUUCUAGAAAAUUUAUUUCUUAUUGUUACUUUACAUCUGUGUAUAGAUAAUGUUGCAUCUGUGUUAUGAAAAUGUUCAGUACUUUAGACAGAAAUGUACGUUUGUAGUAAAUGUGUUACUUUAACUUUUUGUGAAUAGAAUAAGUGAGGGAAGCCUAAUAAAGGACCUUGCCAGCAAAAGAGAAAAAUUGUG